Molecule: messenger RNA, 588 nt
Organism: Hydatigera taeniaeformis
Lineage: Eukaryota; Metazoa; Platyhelminthes; Cestoda; Cyclophyllidea; Taeniidae
Source: the annotation of a GenBank genome assembly
AUGGCUAAAAAGGUCUCAGCGAAAAAUUCAGCUCCACAGAAUGAAGAGCAAUUGUUGCUACAAAUUGAGAAACUUCAACUCAUAGCUCGUCUGCUCACUUUUCGAGCAUGUCGCUCGGAAGAGGUAAAUAAGAAGUCCGACUUAGCGGUGAGGAAGAUGCAGCAAAAUAAGCUACAACUGAAACAACAAUCACAGAUGAUUGUUGAUGACUUGGAACAGGUCAUAUUUGCAAUUUUGACAUCGCUAAAGUCGUUUCAAGCAGAAGCCAGAGCUACACUCUUCAGCCUACAAACUCAGCUACAAAAUUCUGAGCGUAUGCUCUUAGAGUCCAAUGAAACCAUCUGUCGACUGACCGAAAAAGUGGACAGUUUAGAAGCAUCUAUGGGGGAAAGUCGUCGACUCUUUGAAAUCAGCCUUCAGGCCAUUCAUAUAACCUACUUCAAUUGUAUUGAGCGGGUGUUCGAACGACUUCAGGAGUUAAUUUUAGCGGACCUGGAAGACUUAAAUCCAAUUAAUGAUGAGGUUCACGAGACCUACGCCAACAAGUUCAAGGCGCUUGGAUUGCCUUGCACAUUUGACUCAAUUUGA